Thlaspi arvense is the source of this 1015-nucleotide messenger RNA. The record is from the annotation of a GenBank genome assembly. NCBI's taxonomy places the organism in Eukaryota, Viridiplantae, Streptophyta, Magnoliopsida, Brassicales, Brassicaceae.
AUGUUUCCCGGCGUUGACAAGGCGGUUGAGGCGCUGCUUCGUGGCCAAGAAAGCGCCAACCGCUUGAAGACGGUGCUUGGACAACCGAGGACAAGCUCAGUUCCAACAGAGCCUCUCUUCGAUACCGUUCUUGAUUCUUUUUCAGUUGCUCUCUCUCUUUUUACAAAUUUCACUUCUUCUAACCCUCAACCACACCCUGUGGCUCGAAAACCGUCCAUGAAAACGAGCCAUGGGAAAGACGGUUUAGAGCAUUAUUACAUAGAUGAUUCACCAGAUCCGCACCACAACGACGGUUUUUGCUGGAGGAAGUACGGACAAAAGAAAAUAAAAACUUCUUCCCACCAAAGAUGUUACUAUCGUUGUGGAUAUGCGAAAGAGCGGAACUGUAAUGCUACAAAGCGGGUGCAGCAGAUCCAAGAGAGCCCUUCGGUGUACAGAACAACUUAUGUCGGAAAACACAUCUGUCAAGUUGAUGCUUUUUUGCAGCCUCAAGACGAUAUUACAAACUGUUCCAAGAUGAUCCGGUUCGAUAAGCUCGACCAAACUAUGUCUGAAUCGGUUAUGCCUCAACUCGUAUCAGUUGAGCACCAGGCAAUCACCAUGGAAGACGAAGGCACGGACCAAAUCAUGAACCAAGGAUGUGAUAAUAACGAAGGGUUGGUGGAUGAUGGCCAGUUAUGGGCGUAUCAGGUUCCUCCGUGUUCUCCUGGAAAUUUUAUCUUCUUGGAAGAUAUUUCUGCUUUUGAUUACAAUCCUUUCCACGUUUGAAACUGCACUUCUUCCACCUUCUUAUGUUCACAUUGUGGAGACUAUUUGCUUCUUCACUUUUUUUAGUAUCGGUUGUUCGCUAUAUCUUGUUUAGUUUAUAUUUUGGUGAUUUAGAUUCAUAGUUCGUCACACAGUUUUUGCCUCAGUUUUACGUCACGCCAAUGAUGUAGUUUGUCAAAUAUUAAAAAAAAGUACUGUGUAUAUCUUUUGAAUGAUAUAUAUUCAGACCAUAAAGAAACUCGUUGAG